AUAACUGACAUUUUUGACAGUAUCCGAUCUGAGUAUUCAUCAUUUGUAAAAAAAAUUAUGUCAAAUCAAGGUCACCGUGCUCAAGACAUAGAAGAUUUGCGUCGUUAUGUCGCUAGGUUGGAAACCGAGCUUGCUCGUCGUGAGGACAGUUGGGCACAACGAGAGCAUGAACUCAUUUCGCGGUACAACGACUCAGUGGAAACAAUGCGUCAUGCACAAGCCCAAAUUCUUGUUACUCAAUCACCGGCGAUUCAGCAUAACCAUGGUACUCAAGCUCAAGAAGUUGCAACUUCGUCGUCACAAGUACCUGUUCGUCAACCAGUGAACCCGCACCUCCAGGGUGCUGGGUCACAAGCAGUUAUUACUGCUUCAACAGAAGUAGCUGGUCGUCCAUCAGUAAAUCCGCAGCUUCAGGGAACUGGAUCACAAGCAGUUGUCACUGCUUCAACAGAAGUAGCUGGUUGUCCAUCAGUAAAUCCGCAGCUUCAGGGAACUGGAUCACAAGCAGUUGUCACUGCUUCAACAGAAGUAGCUGGUUGUCCAUCAGUGAACCCGCACCUCCAGGGUGCUGGGUCACAAGCAGUUAUCACUGCUUCAACAGAAGUAGCUGGUCGUCCAUCAGUAAAUCCGCAGCUUCAGGGAACCGGAUCACAAGCGGUUGUCACUGCUCUAACAGGAGUAGCUAGUCACCCACUAGUGAAUCCGGUUAACCGGGGAACUGGACCGCAAGUGAAUGUUACCGCAUCACCAGAAUUAGCUGUUCGUCAACCAGUAAACCCGCACCUCCAGGGUGCUGGGUCACAAGCAGUUGUCACUGCUUCAACAGAAGUAGCUAGUCGUCCAUCAGUGAACCCACUUAUUCAGGGAGCUGGAUCUCACGCGCCCGUUAUUGCUCCGCCGGAAGUAACUGGUCGUCUACCACUGCGAAAUGUUGCUAUUACACCACCAGCUGAACCGGUAGAUCAAGAAGCUGCAGUCGCUAACGUCAGUACCUCCGCAUCAGUUUCAGAUAAUGAGUCAACAACUAGCCGCAAACGGGAAAAUCCAGAUAAUAAUCCUGGUAAAGAAAAUGGUGAUAAAAAGAAAAGUAAGUUCAAGAGGCGCAAGAACGGAGGAAAACAGCGUAGAAAUUGGCAAAAGAAUAAGCCUUUCCAUUCUGGAAGUGGAGGUGGAAAUUUGUAUUUAAAUUAUUACAACUAG
Microplitis mediator is the source of this 1200-nucleotide messenger RNA. RefSeq lists its product as uncharacterized. NCBI's taxonomy places the organism in Eukaryota, Metazoa, Arthropoda, Insecta, Hymenoptera, Braconidae. The transcript has 3 exons. The record is from RefSeq and is a predicted model, not a curated record. The coding region runs from base 58 to 1200 and encodes 380 amino acids.